Molecule: messenger RNA, 1015 nt
Organism: Vitis riparia (riverbank grape)
Lineage: Eukaryota; Viridiplantae; Streptophyta; Magnoliopsida; Vitales; Vitaceae
Product: (S)-8-oxocitronellyl enol synthase CYC2-like
Exons: 2
Coding region: 1-753 (250 amino acids)
Source: RefSeq, a predicted model, not a curated record
AUGUAUAUAGGCUUAAGACUAGGCAACUCUGUUAUGAUUUUAGCUGGCCAACUGCCAUGUCCAGAAACUCCGUUUCGUGAGGACUCGGCCCGCCUCCCAUACCCGAACUUCUACUACGCGCUCGAAGACCUCAUAGCUUCCUACUCGCCGUCCCUCUCCUACUCGAUUCACCGGUCUUCCAUCAUCCUCGGCGCGUCUUCAAGGAGCGCGUACAACGCGCUGCUCACACUGGCAGCCUAUGCUGCCAUAUGUAAACACGAAAGCUUGCCGUUUCGGUAUCCCGGCACCCGAUACACGUGGGAGCAUUUCUGCGACAUAUCGGACGCGCGUUUACUGGCGGAGCAGCAGAUAUGGGCAGGGGUUUCGGAGAAGGCAAAGAACCAAGCGUUCAAUUGCGUGAACGGCGACGUUUUUACUUGGAAGAGCAUGUGGAAGGUAGUGUGCGAGGUGUUUGAUGUUGAGUUUGUGGAAUUUGAUGAGUCCCAAGAGUUUGAUUUUGUGGGGAUGAUGAGUGGAAAAGGAAAAGUUUGGGAGAGUAUAGUGAAAAAGUAUGGGCUUUACGAGACGAAAUUGGAGGAGAUCACUUGUUUUGCAGCUCUGAAUACGGUUUUGCAUAUGGAAUUUCAGCAUGUGUGUAGCAUGAACAAGAGUCGCAAUUUUGGGUGGUUUGGCCAUGUGGAUACACUGCAGAGUGUUGGAACCUGGGUGGAGAGAUUGAGAGUGAUGAAGAUAAUACCCGCAAAAACAGACUGAAAAAAGAAAAAGAAAAAAAGGAAGUAGUAGAAAGGAGGGGUCUCGGCGGCGACAGGGAAAGUGACAGUGCCGCUGAAUGGCCGGGCAAACAUCCGUACUUUUCGCAUGAAAUUUCAGGGAAUACUACAUUCGCCGCGAGGAACAUUCGUACAAUGGUAGAUUUCGUUUUGAACAAUUGGAUUGAACGGUGAAUUAACCCAAAACUUUUAUUUGAUAUUUUUUAUUCUUUAAAAAAAGUUAUAAAUUUUUAUGGGAUGAUUUA